This is a messenger RNA of Xenia sp. Carnegie-2017, 1503 nucleotides long. Its product is annotated as BTB/POZ domain-containing protein 6-like. Bases 81 to 1439 code for a protein of 452 amino acids. Gene Ontology annotation, molecular function: protein binding. Gene Ontology annotation, cellular component: cytosol. Gene Ontology annotation, biological process: neurogenesis. The record is from RefSeq and is a predicted model, not a curated record. The transcript has a single exon. NCBI's taxonomy places the organism in Eukaryota, Metazoa, Cnidaria, Anthozoa, Malacalcyonacea, Xeniidae.
GGUGGCCGUUGACGUUAUCCGCCAUGAUUGUUUACAAAUCAUCUUUCAUUAGUCUUCGUUGACAAAAUUCAAAUCUUAACAUGACAUCUUCCCUUUCAGAAGAUUGGCAGAUCGAAACGAAGAACGUUUCCGAGAGAAAUAGGUGUAUGUUUAACCAGAAUCUAAUGAGUGAUAUCACUUUUGUUGUACGAGACGACGAAAGAGACGAUGGGAAAAGAUACAUCCCAGCUCAUAAAUAUGUGUUGGCCACGUCAAGUCCCGUUUUCUACGUAAUGUUUUACGGUAAUCUAGUGGAGCAAUCAAAUGAAAUUCACUUACCCGACACGGAGUAUGCCAGUUUUCUUGAAUUCUUACGGUUUCUUUAUUGCGAUGAGUGUAAACUGUCGGUUGAUAUCGCAAUCGACGUUUUGUAUUUGGCAAAGAAGUAUCUUUUGCCAUAUCUGGAAAAGUUAUGCAAUAAUUUCUUGCAAAAUAGCAUAACGGCAUCCAAUGCCUUCACGUUGCUCUCCCAGUCGUUGAGAAUUGGCGAGGAGGAUCUUCAAAAAAAAUGCUGGUAUUAUAUUGAUUCGCAUUGUCAAGAAGCCCUUGCAUCGGAUGCCUUUUUGAAUGUCGAACGAGAAAUAGUGCAAAGUAUGUUAGAACUUGAGACAUUGAACGUUAAGGAGAUCAACCUUUUUCAGGCUUUGGCGAAAUGGUCUGAUCAUCAAUGCAAGAUGCAAGGUUUAGAGUCGACAUCCGAGAAUAGAAGACUUGUGCUUGGGAAUGCAGUUUACCAAGUUCGUUACUUGACCAUGACACAGAAGGAGUUUGCUGAUAAUGUGUCAAAAACGGACCUUCUCGACAAAGAUGAAGUUAUAGCAAUCUUUCAAAUGCUUAGUGGUGUCACACCUUCAAACAAGGAGCUACAGGAGACCUUUAGCAGAUGCAUUCAAGGUAAACCUCGUCAGCUUAAACCAACCGAGAGAUGUUCCCGAUUUACCCAGGACCAGAUCCGCACUUCCAAAACCCUCGGUGGUUGGCAAUACACUUCGGGCCAUCCGGAUAUCCUCAGUUUCAGUGUGGACAAGGAUAUAUAUUUUCAUGGUGUUCGCUUGUUUGGCUCACUUGGUCAUAACAGCAGAUACAAUGUUGAGCUUUCAUUCUCUAACGUCAAAAUUAAUGAAAAAUACUACUCUGAACGUAAGAACACUUUAAUUCCCGGUUUUGAUGUGCUCCUGCAAUCACCUGUUGUUGUUAAGAAAGGCCAGUGGUAUGAAAUAUCUGCUCUUAUACAAGGCAAUGGAUCCUAUUAUGGUGAACGUGGUGUAAGCUCCGUCAAGUGUGCUGGAAUCUCCUUCAACUUCCGCGAUUGCCCCGAUCUCGAUGUUCCUAAUAAUAAAACCCUUUGCGAGCGAGGACAGUUUCAUGAGAUACUUUUUUCUCAUUGUUGUUAUCCAUAAAUAUUUUUGAACAUGUAAUUAAUGGUCCUUAAUAAAAUAUACUUUCCUUGUGUAUCAUGGCAAA